Molecule: messenger RNA, 468 nt
Organism: Cladophialophora bantiana CBS 173.52
Lineage: Eukaryota; Fungi; Ascomycota; Eurotiomycetes; Chaetothyriales; Herpotrichiellaceae
Exons: 1
Coding region: 1-468 (155 amino acids)
Biological process (GO): cell redox homeostasis; cellular response to oxidative stress
Cellular component (GO): cytosol; mitochondrion
Molecular function (GO): thioredoxin peroxidase activity
Source: RefSeq, a predicted model, not a curated record
AUGAUCGGGCUGAGCGCCAACGAUCUCAAAAGCCACGACGAGUGGAUUAAAGACAUCAAUGAGAUUUCCAAGACGAGCCUGCAGUUCCCCAUGAUCGCGGACUCGGACCGCAAAGUGGCAUUUUUGUAUGACAUGGUGGAUCAACAAGACCUGGACAAUAUCGACGAAAAGGGCAUUGCAUAUACCAUUUGGUCUGUCUUCAUCAUUGACCCGGCCAAGAAGAUCCGGCUGAUCAUGCUCUACCCUGCUUCAACGGGCCGCAAUACAGCUGAAGUUCUCCGCGUCAUCGGCGCACUCCAGCUUGGUGACAAAAAGGGAGUGACGACCCCCAUCAAUUGGGAGAUGGGGGAGGAUGUGAUUGUGCCUCCUUCAGCCUCUACCGAGGAUGCGAAGAAGAAGUUUGCUGAUGUAAAGGAGGUCCGCCCAUAUCUGAGGUUUACGACCGGCAAUUUGAACAAUUCUUAUUGA